Messenger RNA from Dendrobium catenatum, 1365 nucleotides. Its product is annotated as aspartic proteinase CDR1-like. Gene Ontology annotation, biological process: proteolysis. The record is from RefSeq and is a predicted model, not a curated record. Gene Ontology annotation, cellular component: extracellular region. The transcript has a single exon. The coding region runs from base 1 to 1365 and encodes 454 amino acids. NCBI's taxonomy places the organism in Eukaryota, Viridiplantae, Streptophyta, Magnoliopsida, Asparagales, Orchidaceae. Gene Ontology annotation, molecular function: aspartic-type endopeptidase activity.
AUGACUCGUUCUUCAUACUGUUUUGCAAUCUUUCUAUUCAUUCUCUCUGUUGUCAUACAUCUUCCAAGUCUAGUAUGGUGUACUAGCGGUGGCUUUUCCGUAGAGCUGAUCCAUCGCGACUCCCCCAAGUCGCCGUUGCAUGACCCAAAUUCCACGCCUUCCUCCCGCAUUCGUGCGGCUGCUCAGCGCUCACGUUCUCGUGCCAUCUACUUUCGAGAUGCUAUCCGCAAAGCCCAUCUAUCUUCCUCUGCAAUCCCCAUGGACGAUGCAAGUAACUUCUAUUCGGAGAUCACCCCAAACACCUUUGAGUACCUCAUGAGCUUCUACCUUGGCACAAGAUCCUCGCCAUCGCAGACACAGGCAGUGAUCUCAUAUGGGUCCAAUGUGCCCCCCUGCAAAGACUGCUACCCUCAGAGUGCCCCUCUUUUCGACCCGCAAUCUUCCUCUAGCUAUAAAACAAUCCCUUGCAAUACUGAUUCUUGCUCGAUACUUCCACAAAGCAGUUGUGACUCCUCCUCCCAGUGCUACUAUCAAUAUGGUUAUGGUGAUAAGUCAAUUGUCGAAGGCAUUCUUUCUACAGAAACAAUAGGCUUUGACUCUACGAGUGGUCGUCCAGUACAAAUCCCCACAACCCUCUUCGGUUGCACCCAUCAAAGCAAUGGCACAUUUGACAAGAAUGAUGCUGGACUUGUUGGCCUUGGUGGAGGAAAGCUCUCUCUCAUCCGCCAGCUUGGCUCUACCAUUGGCAACAAGUUUUCCUAUUGCAUGCCCUCAUCAACCCAAACCUCUGCAAAUAGUCAGCUCAACUUUGGCUCCAAUGCAGUUGUCUCUAGCUCCAACGCAGUUACCACACCCUUGAUCUCAGGUUCCCCAGACACAUUCUACUUCCUUAACCUUGAGCAUAUUAGUGUCGCUGGCAAGACUGUCACCGUUGGGAAGCCCAUCCAAGCAAAGGGGUCAGCUCAAGGCAACAUCAUCAUAGACUCAGGCACAACUCUCACACUUAUUGAUGAUAAUACACUACAAUCUGGGGAGAGCGACGUGAAAAGUAGUAUCAACCUUCCCCAGGUCAAAGAUCCAAAUGGUGUCUUCAACCUUUGCUUUGAUGUCUCUGGGACUGGUGCUUCAGCUCAAUUUCCAGAGAUCACCUUUGAAUUUUCUGGUGGUGCAUCAGUAGUCUUGCAACAACCCAAUGCAUUUGUGGAGGCCGAGCAGAAUAUUUUAUGCCUUGCCAUGAUUUCUAGUGGCACCAUAGCCGACUCUAUCAACAUAUUUGGUAAUAUUGCACAACAAAACUUUCAUAUCGGCUAUGACCUUGCCACCAUGCAACUAACCUUCGCACCAACCAAUUGCGCCACAACAUAG